AGAGAGCAAGAGGAGGGGUGAAAGCACAUGAAAAACUGCGUAACCCACUGCUGGUUGAGAUAGACGGGGCAGAAAGGUUGCCUUUCUGGGUCGUAGGCGCUAUCUGGAGCUUUGCUGCACUUUUAUGCGAAACGACAGCGGACUGAGCAGACCUGCCGAGGUUUUCCAGGUGUCCUCUCCAUAAAUUCCUGCUCUUAGAUGGUAACAGAGAGCUUGAGAAUAAGAGAGAGAAAAUGGCAGUGUGGAUCCAGGCCCAGCAGCUGCAGGGAGAUGCUCUACACCAGAUGCAGUCUCUCUACGGGCAACACUUCCCCAUAGAGGUGCGACACUACCUGUCCCAGUGGAUAGAGGGACAACUCUGGGAUGCAAUAGAUUUAGAGAACCCACAGGAGGAGAUUAAAGCCAAGCGUUUAUUGGACAGCCUGAUCCAGGAACUACAGAAGAAAGCAGAGCAUCAAGUGGGAGAGGACGGCUUCUUACUCAAGAUUAAAUUAGGACAUUAUGCGUCACAGCUAAAGAGCACGUAUGACCGCUGUCCCCUGGAGCUGGUGAGAUGCAUCAAACACAUCCUGUACACAGAGCAAAGACUCGUCAGAGAGGCGACUAAUUCAAGCUCACCAGUGGGCAGCCUGAUGGACAGCAUGUCACAGAAGUACCAUCAAAUAAACCAGGCAUUCGAGGAGCUCAGAAUAUUGACUCAGGACACAGAGAAUGACCUCAGAAAACUACAGCACAACCAGGAGUACUUCAUUAUACAGUACCAGGAGAGCCUCAGAAUACAGGCUCAGUUAUCAAGUCUGGCCACGCUGCCUCCAGCAGACCGACAGCUACGAGAGCCCAGCCUGCUCAGCAAGAGAGCCACAGUAGAGGCCUGGCUGACCCGAGAGGCCAACACCCUGCAGAAAUACAGACUGGGAUUGGCGGAGAAACACCAGAAGACACUGGCAUUGCUACGUAAACAGCAGACGGUGAUUCUUGACGAUGAGCUGAUUCAGUGGAAGAGACGUCAACAGCUGGCUGGCAAUGGCGGGCCGCCCGAGGGAGGACUGGACAUACUACAGUCAUGGUGUGAGAAGCUAGCAGAAACCAUUUGGCAGAAUCGUCAGCAGAUCCGGAGGGCGGAGCAUCUGAGACAGCAGCUGCCCAUUCCCGGCCCCAUCGAAGAGCUGCUGACCGAACUCAACAGCACCAUCACGGACAUCAUCUCAGCUUUAGUCACCAGUACCUUCAUCAUCGAAAAGCAGCCUCCUCAGGUGCUGAAAACACAAACUAAAUUUGCGGCAACAGUGCGUUUGCUGGUAGGUGGCAAACUGAACGUGCACAUGAACCCACCGCAGGUCAAAGCCACCAUCAUCAGCGAACAACAGGCCAAGGCCCUGCUCAAGAAUGAAAACACCAGAAAUGACAGCAGUGGUGAGAUCUUGAAUAACAACUGUGUGAUGGAGUACCACCAGACCACAGGCACUCUCAGUGCACACUUUAGAAACAUGUCUCUGAAGCGGAUCAGGCGUUCAGACCGUCGAGGGGCGGAGUCUGUUACAGAGGAGAAGUUUACCAUUUUGUUUGAAUCACAGUUCAGUGUUGGGGGAAAUGAGCUGGUAUUUCAGGUUAAGGUGAGCAAAUCACCAUUAGUAAAUGUUAUCUGUCAGGAACCACUUAAAGCAAUGCAGCAAAAUUAUAACAGUUCAAUUUCAACGAUGUGGGAUAAUGCAUUUGCUGAACCGGGACGGGUGCCUUUUAUUGUGCCCGACAAGGUGUUGUGGCCGCAGUUGUGUGAGGCUCUGAAUAUGAAGUACAAGGCAGAGGUGCAAUCAAAUCGAGGUCUGAAUGAGGAGAAUCUCGUCUUUCUCGCUCAGAAAGCCUUCAGCAGUUCCAGCGUCAACCCAGAGGACUACCGCAACAUGACCAUGACCUGGUCGCAGUUUAACAGGGAGAGUUUACCAGGCAGGAACUUCACUUUUUGGCAGUGGUUUGAUGGUGUGAUGGAGCUUACUAAAAAACACCUGAAGCCUCACUGGAAUGAUGGGGCGAUUCUUGGCUUUGUGAAUAAACAGCAAGCUCAGGACAUGCUGAUGUCCAAACCCAACGGAACCUUCCUGUUGCGCUUCAGUGACUCGGAAAUUGGCGGCAUCACUAUAGCCUGGGUAGCAGAGAACCCUAACAAAGCAGGAGAAAGGAUGGUGUGGAACCUCAUGCCAUACACAACCAAAGACUUCUCUAUCCGCUCCUUGGCGGAUCGCAUCAGCGACCUGAAUCAUCUCCUGUUCCUCUAUCCUGACCGGCCCAAAGACGAGGUCUUCUCCAAAUACUACACCCCUCCGCUGUCUAAAGCUGUGGACGGAUACGUCAAACCACAGAUCAAACAAGUAGUGCCAGAGUUUACAACACCUAACCCCGACCCUGCAGCAAACCCCACCUACAUGGACCAUGCAGCAUCUCCAGCUGUCAGUCAACCACAUGCUUAUGGACUCUAUCCUCCCAUUGGAGACCCUAUGUUGGACGCUGAUGGCGAUUUCGAUCUGGACGACACAAUGGAUGUAGCGAGGCAUGUAGAGGAACUGCUCCGUCGACCAAUGGAGGGCCAGUGGAGCGGCCAUCAGUCAUGACCUCUUGACCUGUGACUUCUCUCCCUAAACAAUGUUUUUUUUUUUUAAAUACAUUUUUCUCCUUCUACUCUUAGUGUAUUUUCCCCAUUUGUUUCUCAGUGUGGGUCUUCUCGACUUCUUUUUCUCUAUCAUCACACCUCUUUCUCUUUCCCCCAUCCCUUGUUUCUGUAGAAGAGAAAGGAGCUAAUGGAAGAAGAAAAACAUACUAUGAGCCUUCCUCUAAUUAAAUACCACCAAACAGUAUUGUAGAAUAAAAGAGAGAGAGAUGCAUGUUAUCUAUUUUCAUUUGUGCAUGAGGUGUUUUUUUUUUUUUUUUUUUUUAUGACUUUUCGCAGAACGAAUCUGUGAAACCCUUAAGCCGAGAUGUACUACUGUAAGGAACAUUUUUAUGUUUUUCAAACUGUUUUAUGGUUGUCAUUUUAUUUCCAGGGUGUUCAGAUAUCUACUGCAUCUGAAGUAAAUGCAUAUUAUCCUUUGCACUCUUAAACGAAUGCUUUCUUGCAGACUAUGACAUUAUUGUUACUAUAUGGUGAUUGCAAUGUAACGCUUCUGUACACUAAAGAGUGUUUAGGUUGCAAGGCUGUUAACAUUCGGUGCUUCUACAUCUACGUCUGUGUUUAAUCUGAACCUUGAACACAAGUUACAUCCGCAUCCAAACCAGCAGCACACGACCUGUCACUCACAUCACCGAGACUGAGGCACACAUGAGAAACACACAUGCGCCCGCUCGCAUCCGUCCCGCGUAAAGCGAUGGAAACACAUGGGGUAGAGAGAGGUCCGCUGAGCGUCUGGGCUCACGCUACACUACACAGGCCGUCUCUCGCUCUCUUCUGUCUCUCUCCAGUGCAACAGGUGAUGACCUCAUCUGUUCUCACGCUUUCCUCUCGGAACAAAACAAGAGAACCCGUCGUCAUGGUUACACAUGCUGCCCCUCGUAUUCCCUUAACUGGCCAUUCUAUAGGUUCGCAUUUCUGCAUGUUACCGACCUGCAUCUUUGUUUGUCUCGUACUCUGCAUACUCUGCCUUGGCCACUCAGGACAUUGACGUACAGUUGAUGUAAAAUACAAAUAAUAGUAAUAAUAAAAUAUAAAU
This is a messenger RNA of Sinocyclocheilus anshuiensis, 3698 nucleotides long. Its product is annotated as signal transducer and activator of transcription 5B-like. Lineage: Eukaryota; Metazoa; Chordata; Actinopteri; Cypriniformes; Cyprinidae. The record is from RefSeq and is a predicted model, not a curated record. The transcript is spliced from 20 exons. Gene Ontology annotation, molecular function: DNA binding; DNA-binding transcription factor activity. The coding region runs from base 234 to 2606 and encodes 790 amino acids. Gene Ontology annotation, biological process: signal transduction; regulation of DNA-templated transcription.